Carlito syrichta (Philippine tarsier) is the source of this 1439-nucleotide messenger RNA. RefSeq names its product mitochondrial transcription termination factor 3 (gene MTERF3). The coding region runs from base 102 to 1355 and encodes 417 amino acids. NCBI's taxonomy places the organism in Eukaryota, Metazoa, Chordata, Mammalia, Primates, Tarsiidae. Gene Ontology annotation, cellular component: mitochondrion. Gene Ontology annotation, biological process: mitochondrial ribosome assembly; regulation of DNA-templated transcription. The transcript has 8 exons. The record is from RefSeq and is a predicted model, not a curated record. Gene Ontology annotation, molecular function: double-stranded DNA binding.
GCGUGCGGCGCUGGCGUUCGGGGCGCUCGGGGCGUCUGGCGGGCCUGUCGGCCAUCAGGGGACCCAAGCCGGGGUUGGGACCUCGCCACAGACUAAGAAAAAUGGCCCUGUCAGCCCAACAGAUACCCAGAUGGUUCAAAGCAAUUAAAUUGAGUAGCUUCAUUAAUGCUCCUCAACUCACAAAAUGUUUUACUAAACCGGGAAAAACACUGUUGCAUGGCUUUUCUGCUGAGCCUCAGAUAUCCUCUGGUAAUUGCUUUCUCCAAUGGGGAUUUAAGACUUAUAGAACUUCCUCCUUAUGGAAUAGUUCUCAGUCUACCUACUCAAGUAGCAAAGAAAAUAAUUCUGCCCAAGAUACACUGCUUCCUUCCGUGAGUGAGCAAUCACAGAAGACACAAAAGAUAUCCAGCUUUGAUUCUGAACUGUCUCUGGAAGGGCUGGAUGACUUGCCUCCUUUGUCUCCAAUGCAGCCAAUUUCUGAGGAGGAGGCUGUUCAGAUUAUUGCAGACCCUCCAUUGCCCCCAGUUUCAUUCACACUUAAAGACUAUGUGGAUCAUUCAGAGACUCUGCAUAAGUUAGUGCUUCUGGGAGUGGAUUUAUCCAAGAUAGAAAAACAUCCAGAUGCAGCCAACCUCCUUCUGAGACUGGAUUUUGAAAAAGACAUUAAGCAAAUACUCCUGUUUCUUAAAGAUUUGGGUAUAGAGGAUAACCAACUGGGAACAUUCCUGACUAAAAAUCAUGCUGUUUUCUCUGAAGACCUUGAAAAUCUUAAGAUCAGGGUGGCUUAUUUGCAGUCAAAAAAUUUCAGUAAAGCAGAUGUUGCACAGAUGGUCAGAAAAGCGCCAUUUUUGCUGAAUUUUUCAGUGGAAAGACUGGAUAACAGAUUGGGAUUUUUUCAGAAAGAACUUGAACUUAGUGUGAAGAAGACUAGAGAUCUGGUAAUUCGUCUCCCAAGGCUACUAACUGGAAGUCUGGAGCCUGUGAAAGAAAAUAUGAAGGUUUAUCGUCUUGAACUUGGCUUUAAACAUAAUGAAAUUCAACAUAUGGUCACCAGAAUCCCAAAGAUGUUAACUGCAAAUAAAAGGAAACUGACGGAGAUGUUUGAUUACGUGCAUAAUGUAAUGAGCAUCCCCCACCACAUCAUCGUCAAGUUCCCACAGGUAUUUAAUACAAGGUUGUUUAAAGUCAAAGAAAGGCAUUUAUUUCUUACCUACUUAGGAAGAGCACAGUAUGAUCCAGCAAAACCUAACUACAUCUCUUUGGACAAAUUAGUAUCUAUUCCUGAUGAAAUAUUUUGUGAAGAGAUUGCCAAAGCCUCAGUACAGGACUUUGAAAAAUUCUUAAAAACUCUUUAGUUUUUGAUGAAUGCUGAAAUGUAAUAUUGUAAAGAAAGUGUGUGUAUAUCUAUGUGAAUAAAUGAGUAUAUGUUUAAAUUUAAA